Molecule: messenger RNA, 1011 nt
Organism: Entelurus aequoreus (snake pipefish)
Lineage: Eukaryota; Metazoa; Chordata; Actinopteri; Syngnathiformes; Syngnathidae
Gene: arl2
Product: ADP-ribosylation factor-like 2
Exons: 5
Coding region: 157-711 (184 amino acids)
Biological process (GO): protein folding
Cellular component (GO): cytoplasm; microtubule cytoskeleton
Molecular function (GO): GTP binding; GTPase activity
Source: RefSeq, a predicted model, not a curated record
AAUUGGACCAAUCGGACGCGGCGUAGGGGGCGGGACUUAUAGAGCUGGCAAGUGGCUGCUUUCUUGCCGACCGUUUCUACAUAAGAGAUGCUAACAGCAGAAAGCAGCAUCAAGAAAAAUCGCUUGUAUUAAUCGGUAAACCGAGACACCAUCGCGAUGGGAUUACUGACUAUUCUGAAGAAGAUGAAGCAGAAAGAGCGGGAGAUGAGACUACUGAUAUUGGGCUUGGACAACGCGGGGAAAACCACAGUGGUGAAGAAGCUGAAUGGCGAGGACGUCAGCACCAUCCCGCCGACACUUGGCUUCAGGAUCAUCACGUUGGAGCACAGACACUUCAAACUGAACAUUUGGGACGUGGGCGGUCAGAAGUCUCUGCGCUCGUACUGGAGGAACUACUUCGAAAGCACAGACGGGCUGGUGUGGGUGGUGGACAGUGCGGACAGACAACGCAUGGAGGACUGCAAGCAGGAGCUCCACAAGCUGCUGCUGGAAGAGAGGUUACUAGGUGCUACUUUGUUGGUGUUUGCCAACAAGCAGGACUUACCUGGUGCUUUGUCUAAAGAUGCAAUCCAAGAGGCUUUGGGCCUGAACGAUAUCAAAAACCACCACUGGUGCAUCAUUGGCUGCAGUGCAGUGACGGGACAAAACCUUCUGCCAGGAGUGGACUGGUUGCUAGAAGAUAUCGCUGCUAGGAUCUUUACUGCAGACUGAAAGACUAUUACACUUCUGAUGAAGCUUUUCAUACAUAAUGCAAAGUGAUUUAUUACAUAAAGUGUUAUAUGCCAUUAAAAUAACCCAUCCAUCCAUCUUCUACCGCUUAGUCCAGACCUGGGCAUUCUGCGGCCGCGGGCCGCAUCCGGCCCUUUGUACGUCACUGUCCGGCCCGCGUGAGGCCAAUUAUAAAUUACAAAAUAAAUUUUAAAAAGUAUAUAUUUCGAGUGUGCAAUACAACAGUGCUGCUUUUGUUUUGAAAAGCGUUAUUUGUAUUACUUCCGUGUGGACGUAUGCUCG